This is a messenger RNA of Rana temporaria (common frog), 14033 nucleotides long. It is a transcript of the gene VPS13D, whose product is annotated as vacuolar protein sorting 13 homolog D. The record is from RefSeq and is a predicted model, not a curated record. The transcript is spliced from 69 exons. Gene Ontology annotation, cellular component: extrinsic component of membrane. Gene Ontology annotation, biological process: protein targeting to vacuole; protein retention in Golgi apparatus; mitochondrion organization. Lineage: Eukaryota; Metazoa; Chordata; Amphibia; Anura; Ranidae. Gene Ontology annotation, molecular function: protein binding. The coding region runs from base 174 to 13214 and encodes 4346 amino acids.
GUUCCGCUUCUCUACUUCCGGUCUGGAGGGCGGAAGUGGGUGAGGGUCGCCGGUGGGUGGAAAGUGAUGUGAGGAGUACAAAGAUGGCGGAGUGAGUGCGCAGCUCCUGAGGACGGGAUCACACAACCAAUGAGCGAUCGGUGAGAUGGUGAAGGAGAUCUGACUCUGUCGUCAUGUUGGAGGGAUUGGUGGCCUGGGUCCUCAACACCUACCUGGGCAAAUAUGUCAGCAACCUCAACACACACCAGCUGUCUGUAGCUCUACUGAAAGGUGCGGUGGAACUGGAGAACCUCCCACUGAAGAAGGACGCUCUGAGGGAACUGGAACUGCCAUUCGAAGUGAAAGCAGGUUUUAUCGGCAAAAUUAGAAUCCAGAUCCCCUUCUACCGCCCCCACCUGGAUCCCUGGGUGAUCUCCAUCUCCAAGCUUCAUCUAAUCGGAUCUCCGGACAGACAGGAAGACUUCGAUGAUCUCAAGGAAAAGUUGUUGGAAAAAAUUCGCAAAAAAACUCUUCUGAAAGCUUUGGAGGACAAAUGGAAGAGCGAGCGAGAGCAGAAAGGAGAGUCGUACUGGUACACGGUCACCGCCUCCAUCGUCACCAGAAUUGUGGAUAACAUUGAACUGAAAAUUCAGGACGUCCACCUGAGGUUUGAAGACGGCGUCACGGAUCCAUCCCAUCCAUUCGCCGCCGGAGUCUGCAUUAAAAAUGUGUCUGUCCAGAACGCCGCUCAUGAGCCUGUGGAGAAAUUGAUGAGGAAGAAACAACUAGAAGUUGAAGAUUUCAGUAUCUAUUGGGAUGUCAGCAGCACUUUAUUGGGGGAUCUUCCUCCGGCGGAGCUCCAGGAUGCCAUGGAUAAAAGCAUGGAGAGCCGCCAGCACCAGUACAUCCUGGAACCGGUAUGCACAUCGGCACUACUAAAGAGAAACUGCUCCAAGGAGCCUCUGAGAUCGCGACACCAACCGCGGAUAGAGUGCGACAUUCGUCUGAAGACCAUACCGCUCACUUUGUCUCAGGCGCAAUAUCAGCAAAUUGUGGAGUUUGUAGACGAGUUUGACAGAAAAGAGCGACAGAUGAAGUACAGGAAGUGGAGACCGAGAGUCCCGGUGUCACACAACUGUAGGGAAUGGUGGAUCUUUGCACUGAACACAAACCUGUCUGAGAUCCGAGAACAGAGACGCCGAAUGAAUGUGGAUUUCCUUCUCCAGCGAGCGCGGGACGCCGUCUUCUAUUGUGAUAAACAUUACACUCGCCUGAAAGGAAUCCCGCUGGCAGCUGAAGACGAGGCUGGGUUGGACCGCAUUGAGGAGGAACAAUCGUUUGAAGAACUGAAGAUUUUACAGCAGCAAGUCCACGAGCGCUUCAGGAGGCAGCAGGAACUGGCGGAGAGUGUGAGAGAGCCGAUGGCGAAGUCAGCUGGCCCUUCCCCGGCGUCCACUCCGACUCGCAGCCAGAGCAGCGGCAUGCUCCAGUACCUCCAGUCCUGGUUUCCAGGGUGGGGGGGAUGGUAUGGGAACCCCCAGGAAGCCAGAGAAGAUAUCGAGAGAUUGUCACAGGAGCAGCAACAGGAACAGAAGUCCUGGGACCCGGAAAAUCUUCUCGGUGCUGAUGACUUCUUUGACCCGACCUCUGACACCACAAACCUGAACACGUUUACUAAGAGAGAUCACGUGUUUGUAAAACUCAACUUCCAGCUCGAGGGCGGCACCAUUACUCUCCUACACAAGGAGAAGAGCAGCGCCCCCCUGAGGGAGGCGGCCUUCAUACAGCUGGAAUUCUCAGGGAUGACGGUCCGGGUGGAGUCUUUGCCCCGGAGAGAUUCUUCUCUUCUGAUGGUUCAACUGGGCGGAUUGUUCCUCCGAGACUUGGCCACACACGGGACCAUAUUUCCUAAUCUCGUCUACCCUAAUGCUGUAGGUAAUUUGGUGUUUGUGUCUCUCUCUGUCUACCGAUCUCUGGUGUUGUCAGGCAGGGUGGGACUUCCUGUAGAUAUUUUGGGCAUGACAGGUCCUCUUUGUUCUGCAUUCUCUGUGUCCUCCAUACAAAUGUCACCCCUUCCCCCCCCUCCUCCAGGAUUCGGGUACCAAUCAGAGCUGGAGCUGAGAGUGGCGGAAGCUGCGAGAAGACAAUACAACAAACUGAAGAUACAGACCAAGGCUGAGAUCCGGCAAACGAUCGAUCGCUUAUUGGUUGGCGAGUUCAUUGAGAACAGCAGGCGCUGGACGAUACGUCUGGAUAUUUCUGCUCCUCAGGUGAUCUUUCCGGAUGAUUUUGUGUGCCAGGAUCCGGUGUUGGUGGUGGUGGAUCUUGGAAGAAUCCUGCUCACCAAUUCUCACGAUCAAAGUAAAGAGAAGGCCACAGAUCAAUUAUCUGCAGAAACAAACGAUUUAAGUGAUGACGAAUACAAAACUCCUCUUGCAACCCCAACCAGCAGCCCUCCCCCCGAAGCGGAGGGCAAAGCGGGGUCCGACACGGCCAGCUACAGCGGGACGGAGCUGAGUGAGGAGCAGCUGGAGGCUUACCUGCUGAGCGAUAAAAUGUAUGAGAAAUACUCGCUGUCCUGCAAGGAUCUGCAGAUCAUGGUUGGGCACGUGAAGGACAACUGGAAGCAUCUCCAGGACAAUGAAGUGGGCCCGACUCACGUGGUAGAGAAGUUCAAUGUCCACCUACAGUUGGAACGUCGAUUGAUUUACACGUCCGAUCCUCAGUAUCCCGGGGCAAUGCUUUCCGGCACACUCCCAGAUCUAAAAAUUCACAUCAAUGAAGAUAAGAUCUUUGCUUUGAAGAAAUGUUUUACCAGCUUGGCAAACGCCGAAACCAAGACGUCUGAUAAUCUGCUUCUUAGGAAAGAGAAAAUAUUCCUGGAUACGGAAAGCAAUGGAAGGAUGAAGGACUCUGUGAAGAAUCUGACCCAAAGCAUUAUCACCCUGGAGCAGCACACCCGCGAGGUUCUGGUAGAGUCCAAGCUUCUGCUGGCCGAAUUUAAAAUCAACUAUAUGCAGCUUGGUGUGGAAAGCUGUGGUCGGUACAUUUCCCUUCUGAAAGUGUUUGGCUGUAAUGCCAAUCUUGUGAAACGCCCGUAUGAUAUCGAUGUGGCCCUCACCGUUCACGGCCUACUUAUGGUGGACACGAUGCAAACUUAUGGUCCUGACUUUGAUCUUCUGAUGGCUUCCCACAAGAAUCUUUGCUUGGACGCCCCAACUGGAAGUCUUCGUGAGAGCAGAGCCCAGUCCCCGGUAUCUGACAACGACCUCUCGCCAUCUGGUCCAUUCACAUUUAAAAAUAAAUGUACUUCCUUCGAAAACAUGAGCCUAAAAGACCAGGAAUCUCUCAUCCGACUCGAAUACCAGUUUGUCAGCUCCGAAUGUCCUUCCAUGAACUUGGACAGCUCCUUGCAAGUCAUGACUGUCCAGGUCAACAAUUUGGACAUCAUCCUCAAUCCGGAAACAAUGGUUGCUCUUAUCGGGUUUCUUCAGAAAUCUUUCCCGAGAGAGAACGAGGAGGCCAGUCCUCAACCCUUGAAGGACAGUUUUGAAAGCAACUUUACAGAGCAAGAAUUUUUUCAGUCCACGUAUGAGCAGAACACUCAGAUGGCAAUUGACAUUCACAGGCUAAACAUCCUGCUCUUCAGGACCAUCAAUACCCCGGAUGGAAGAAGUAGUGGAAAGAAGAUCGCCACGGCCAGCAUUGGUGGUACGAGGGUCAACGUCGCUCUAGGGACUAGAUUUGAUGUCAAUGGCUCUCUCGGCUGUCUCCAACUUAUAGACCUUGCCCAGGAUUCCUCAAAAAAACAAUAUGUGAUCAGCAUAGGCAACACAGCUGCCUAUGAAGGCCAAGGAUGUGAUGCCGAGGCUCUGGAGGCCAUGUUUGUUAAACGAGACUCCCAAUAUAUUCCGAUGGAGGCGCUGAGUUUUACUUUUGCCGAGAAGUCCAAAGAAGAAUUUGCACUUAAUCUUAAGAUGGCGUCUUUGCAUUAUAACCAUUCAGCCAAGUUUCUGAAAGAGCUGACCCUAUCGAUGGACGAGCUGGAAGACAACUUCCGGAACAUGCUGAAGACCGCCGCCUCAAAAGUCUCCUCUGUGCUGGCCACCAAAACCGCCGAGUACAGCGAGAUGGUGUCGCUCUUCGAGACGCCGCGCAAACAUCGGGACUCUGUUCACUAUGAAGCGGAUGAAUACGACGGGUUUAGUCCCGUCAGUGACAAGAUGGAUACAGUGAAACUUAUUCUGAACAUUAAUAUAGAGUCUCCGGUGGUGUCCAUCCCCCGCACUCCCGGCAGCACAGAACUUCUUGUUGGGCACCUCGGUCAGAUAUCCAUUCAGAACUUUGUGUCGGAUGAGGACCACUCCAGCAGUGACCGGUUACACGUGGAGAUCAGAGAUAUAAAGCUCUACUCCUUGAACAGCAACGUUCUCUCUCAUAAAGAAUAUCGGCGCUCAGAAUCGGAAUCCUCGCGGUCUGGCUCGGCCAGUGUCAGCAGCCAGGAGGAGGCGCAUUUCACCCGCCAUGAUUUCUUCGAGUCUUUGCAGAAGAAUCAAGCUUUCCACAUAUUACACAACACGACCAUACAGUUCAAGAUGGAGAAGUUUAACAUAGAAAGAGACUGCCAGGUGACCUUUCCAUUCAAUGAAGACCCUUUAGAGGUGGAAAGCAUCUUAAAGAUUCAGGGAAAUCUGGUCAAUAAUGUUCAGGUGGUUCUGGCAAAGCACGUGUAUGAACAGGUCCUGCAGACUCUGGACAACUUGGUCUACAGUGGAGAUGUGAAUAAGAUGCCUCCGUCCUCCGCCAGCACCUCAGGUCCCGCCACCCCCAAUAAAUCCGCUCCUAAAGCUGCUGAGGUUUUCAUUGAGCAGAAAGAGACCCAUUUGUUCAAAGCUCCUCACCUUCGCUCCAUAGCCAGCCAAUCCGUGUCUACUCAGGAGGUCAAACCCUUUACUCAGAUUCAGGCCAAUUUCAGCAUCUCUGAGCUCCAGAUCCAGCUGAGCGGCGAUCUCACACUUGGUUCUCAAGGUCUCGUCAGUCUGAGAUUUCAAGACUUUGACAUUGAAUUUAAUAAAGAGAACCCCCACACCCUGGCCAUACAGAUCGCCUUACGUUCCCUUCUGAUGGAAGACUUGCUGGAAAAGAAUCCCGACUCCAAGUACAAGAAUCUGAUGGUCUCACGGGGAGCGCCAAAAACAUCAAGUUUGGCCCACAAGGAAUAUUUGUCCCAGUCGUGCCCAUCGGUGUCUCAUGUGGAAUAUCCGGACAUGCCACGGUCUCUUCCUUCUCAUAUGGAAGAAGCACCAAACGUCUUCCAGUUAUAUCAAAGACCAACCGGUACUUCCCGCAAGAAACAAAGGGAAGACAUUGAUUCGGAGUACCCAUCAACUCCCCCACCUUCCCCAACCUCAGAGAGGUCCAAGCCGUCCUGCCUGAAGGAUGACUUUGAUGACUCCUUGGUCCACAUUAAUGUGCUCUUAGUGGACAAAAAACACCCUGAAUUCUCCUCAAAGUACAAACGCAUAAAUCGCAGUGUGAAUGUGGAUUUCAACUGCCUUGAUGUGCUAAUUACACUGCAGACCUGGGUCGUCAUUUUAGACUUUUUUGGAAUUGGGUCAACAGCUGACAAUCAUGCCAUGAAGUCCGAGACAUUGGACAGCCGGCAGGCCAUGAGAUCGGAAAUGAGCUCCAGCGUCGGCACUCCUGUCCAAGAACAAACCAAUACCAAAAUGGAUCUGAAGGUUCACUCUUUAUCGUUGGUGUUGAAGAAGACCGCCGGUGAAUUGGCGAAAGCGAGCGUAUCCAAACUGACUGCCCACCUGGAAAAUAUUGAGGGUGACCUGGUGUUACAGGGGAGUAUCGGCAGCCUGUCCCUGAGUGACCUGACCACCCAUGGUGAGCUGUACACCGAGCGCUUCACUACCAGCGGGGACGAGGCGCUAAUAUUCCACAUCUUCAAGUACGGCCCCCCGGACCCCUUAUUAAAGAGAGACUAUGACAUGUGUGUAAACCUGCGGAUGGCCUCGGUCCAGUAUGUCCACACCCAGCGCUUCCAGUCCGAGGUGGUGGCCUUCAUCCAGCACUUCACCCAAUUACAGGAUAUCCUGGGCCGGCAAAGGGCGGCUAUUCAGGGCCAAACGGUCACAGACCAGGCACACCGGGCCUCCCGGAUCCGGCUGGACAUUGAGGCCGGAGCUCCGGUGCUUCUCAUCCCGGAAAGCUCCCAAUCCAAUAACCUGAUUGUUGCCAACCUCGGAAAACUCAAAGUCAAGAACCGAUUCCUGUUUUCUGGAUCCCACGGGACGUUCUCCCUGAAGGACAAGGAUGUCAUUUUACACGGAUCUUCCUACAAGGAUCCGGGGUCCUGGAAGAGUCUGGGAAGAAUGUCGUCCCCCAUCGUCACCCCGGAGCGCAACGUCAGGAGGAGUGACCCCCGCUCCGGUCUGGAGGGGAAUUCCACUGAAGGUUUAUUCAUGGCCUCAAAAUCUAAGAAAGAGACGAAGAUGGAGACCGAGACAGACUGUUCUAUAGACCCCGGUGACCACGUCUGCCUGUUGGACUGCAUUGUGGUUGAUCUACAAGACAUGGACAUCUUUGCUGCACAGAGAUAUCCCCGAGACUCUGCGGAAGGUCUGGAGAGAACGCAGUCUGUCCUCUUCUUCCCGUCAUACAUGGUCAGACAGACAGGCGGGAGCCUUCUAACCCAUCGAUGCCGACUGAAGCUUCAGCUGGAGAGGAAUCUGGAUAAAGAGAUCAGUCACUCGGUCCCGGAUCUGUCCAUCCAUGGCAGCCUGUCCUCGGUACAUUGCUCUCUGGAUCUCAGUAAAUAUAAACUGAUCCGAGGUCUUCUGGAGAAUAAUCUGGGGGAGCCGGUGGAGGAUUUCAUGCGUCCGUACGACCUGCAGGAUCCGCGUAUUCAUACGGUGCUGAGCGGGGAGGUGUACACCGCCGUGUCUUUCCUCAUUGAUAUGGUGAACGUCAGUCUGGAGCUUCUGGAGGACCGCGAGGAGGAGGAGGAGGGGGAGGAGCGCUCGUUGGCGCGGUUUGACUUUAAAAAAUCCAAACUGCUUUUUGAGAGCUUUUCAAACCAAACGAAGUCCAUAAACUUGGUUUCCCAUUCUAUGAUGGCAUUUGACACCCGAUAUGUGCGCCACAUUGCGCCCUCUACUCCGAAAACCAACAUGUUCAACUGCAUCCUGCAACCUUCCAAAUCGCACAGCAAUCCCGGCUCCCUGCAGAUAGAACUCCACCACAGAUCAACGAAGGACUCCUCCUGCUUCACCGUCGUCCUGAACAACCUGCGAGUCUUCCUGAUAUUUGAUUGGUUGAUGCUCGUGCAUAAUUUUCUACAGACGCCGAGUGACAAAUUGCAUCAGGACCCCCGUCUCCAGGAAGACCGGGGCGGCACCUCUUUGCUCGUGAUCCCCAAAACUGUGAAAUCCGGAGUUGUCACCAAGAGGUCGUCUGUACAGCUGACCCCCGAAAAACAGCUGGAGGUCAAGAUCAACGUUACAGGAACGGAGUUCGUCGUUGUUGAAGACGCGUCUUGUGUCGAUACGAAUGCCAUCAUCCUGAAGGGAACGACCGUUCUGACCUACAAACCAAAACUGGUGGAUCGUCCGUUCUCUGGCAGUUUAUUCGGGAUCGAGGUCUUCAGCUGCCGCUUGGGGAAUGAGCAGGACACGGCUCUGUCCAUCAUAGACCCCGUCCAUGUUCAGAUAGAGCUGGUGGGGAAUUCCAAUUAUCAGAGCAGCUCUGGGCUGAUGGAUGCGUUCAACACCGAGGACUUUCCCCCCAUCCUGGAGAUCCAGCUACAGACAAUGGACAUCAGACUGUCAUAUAACGAUGUGCUGUUAUUUCUGGCUAUUGCCAAAUCCAUCCCGGAGCAGACGAGCGCCUCGGAUUCCGGAGCUCCUGACCCCUCGGCGGCAUCGCCCGGUCCAUCCGGAGUCACCAAGGAGAAUGAGAGUGUCAGAGAGACCCCGAGACACGUCAUGGAUCCCCUCCUAGAAAACCAGCUGGCCCGUCUCCAGGAGCUCGGAUUUUCUAUGGAAGAUUGUAGAAAGGCUCUGCUGACCACACAAGGUCAGCUGAACAAAGCCGCCACAUGGCUGUUUAAGAAUGCCGAGCCCCUAAAGAUCAAUAAGAGCGGAGGAGGAGGCGGCCUGCAGUGGAUCUCGGGGGUGGAGCUGAAGGCGGACAACAUCUGUAUCUGUUUCAUUGAUGAUUGCAUGGACUGCGACGUUCCUCUGGCAGAGAUCACGUUUUCCCGUCUUCUUUUCUUCCAGCACUUUGUGUCCAAUCCCAACGGCUCGGCCGAAUUCACCCUCUCCGGGGACUACUACAACCGCGAGCUUUCAGGUUGGGAGCCGUUUGUGGAGCCGUGGCCCUGUGCUCUAUCCUGGCAGAAGCAGGAAGCCAGCCGCCUCCACCCGUCACGCCUGAAGUUCGAUCUGAAGGCCAGACAGAGACUGGAUAUAAACAUCACCUCCGUGCUCAUAGAGCAAUAUGUGAACACCAAGGAGUCCUGGAUGGCGGAUUAUUGCAACCAGAAGGAGCCGCCCCUAGAGACUGCGGAGGAAUGGAUGGGAUCGUCUGUGGACCCCCCGUGUAUCGGGCCAAGCCUUCCUCUCUCCUACCUUAGAACUAGGAGCACUGCCAGUCUGACUAACCUAGAGCACCAGAUGUAUGCUAGAGUUGAAAUGAAGAUCCUGAAACGCAGGCAGCCCUUCGUGCCGUUCGCUCUCCGGAAUCACACGGGCUGCACCCUCUGGUUCGCUACACUAACUACCACCCCCACCCGCGCUGCGCUCUCUCACAGCGGGAGCCCCGAGGUCGUCUCUGACAGCGAUCGCAACUUCCUGGACGACGCCCACAAUGUCAGUCAGUGGAGGGAAGUUCUCCCCGGAGAAGAGAUCCCCUUCGAGUUUGAGACCCGAGAGAAGCUCAGACACAGACAUACUCAUGACUUGCGGAUCCACCAGCUGCAGGUGCGGGUCAGCGGUUGGGAACAGAUCAGCGCCGUGUCGGUGGAUAAAGUCGGCACGUUUUUCCGUUACGCCGCUCCUGAUAAGAACCCGUCUUCCUCCUCGGUCGGAAGUCCGAUCAGCAGAACGAAUAUCAUUCAUCCGCAGGUCUAUUUCUCGGCGCUCCCUCCAGUACGCGUUGUGUUCGCUGUCACCAUGGAAGGCAGUGCAAGGAAAGUGAUCACCGUCCGAUCGUCUCUGAUUGUGAGGAACAAGCUGGAGAUCCCCAUGGAACUCCGACUGGACAGUCCAUCCGCCCCGGACAAGCCGGUGAUCCUUCCUGCGGUGAUGCCCGGAGAUUCCUUUGCAGUUCCUCUGCACCUGACGUCUUGGCGGCUCCAGGCCCGCCCCCGAGGAAUGGGCGUGUUCUUCUGUAAAACUCCCAUUCACUGGACCAAUGUCACCAAGACUGGGGAGGUGUCCAGCAGUAAACGUGAGUGUCACUCCAUGGACACCGAGAACAGCAGAUAUUUCAGGUUCUGUGUGGCUCUGAAGAAGGAGAAUUACCCGGAUUACAUGCCCUCCAAUAUCUUCUCCGAUAACGCCAAACAGAUCUACAGACAGCCGGGUCACACCGUCUUCCUUCUCCCCACCGUGGUCGUCUGCAACCUCCUGCCCUGCGAGCUCAACUUCUAUGUGAAGAGCACCCCGAUAAGAGGAACCCUAAAACACGGCAAGGAGACGGCGCUCCCCACAGCCGACACGUCGCAGAACUUCGAGCUGGGAAUCUCUCUGGAGAAUUUCCCGCACUGUAAGGAGCUUCUCAUCCCUCCGGGGACUCAGAACUACAUGGUGAGGAUGAGACUCUACGACGCCAACAAGCGGCUGCUGAACCUCACCAUCCGCAUCAUGUGCCGGGCCGAGGGCUCCCUGAGAAUCUUCAUCUCCGCACCUUAUUGGCUGAUCAAUAAAACAGGUCUGCCAUUGAUCUUCAGACAGGACAACGCAAAAACGGACGCUGCGGCGCAGUAUGAGGAACACGAGCUUGCCCGCAGUCUGAGUCCUCUCCUCUUCUCGUAUGCCGAUAAGGAGCUUCCCAACCUAUGUACAAUGAGAGUCGGGAAAGGGAUUCAUCCGGAUGGAAUCCCGGGAUGGUGUCAGGGAUUCUCUCUGGAUGGUGGAAGUGGAGUGAGAGCCCUGAAAGUGAUCCAACAAGGGAACCGACCCGGACUCAUCUACAAUAUAGGCAUCGAUGUGAAGAAGGGCCGAGGGCGCUACAUAGACACCUGUAUGGUCACCUUCGCUCCUCGCUAUCUCCUGAUCAACAAAUCUUCUCACAAGCUUGCCUUUGCCCAAAGAGAAUUUGCCCGAGGACAGGGGACAAGCAAUCCCAACGGCUACAUCUCCACCCUCCCCGGCUCCAGCGUGGUCUUCCAUUGGCCCAGAAAUGACUACGACCAGCUGCUGUGCGUCCGACUCAUGGACGUCCCCAACUGUACCUGGUGCGGGGGCUUCCAGGUCAACAAGAACAACUCCUUCCACAUCAACAUGAGGGACACUCUGGGGAAAUGUUUCUUCCUUCGAGUGGAGAUCACCCUGCAGGGGGCGACGUACCGGAUAUCCUUCAGUAACACGGAUCAGAUGCCGCCUCCUUUCCGGGUGGAUAAUUUCUCAAAGGUCCCGGUGAUGUUCAUGCAGCACGGAGUGGCGGAGCCUCGGCUGAGGACGGAGGUGAAGGCGGCCGCCUCUCUGGACUAUGCCUGGGAUGAGCCGACUCUCCCCUCCUACGUCACCCUGACUGUGAAAGGAGCCGGAUCUUCCGAGAUCGUCUGCAACAUGAACAACUUCCAGGACAGCAAGCAGCUUUACUACGAGAACUUCAUCUACAUCGCUGCCACCUAUACCUUCACGGGGAGUCGGGAGGGAAACGUUCGUCCCGUCAAUCAGUCGAAGAACGUUACUUACUCGGAGCUCGUCCUCGACGUUCAGCCCAAAACCCACCGAGUCAUCCUGAAGAAGAAGGAGCCCGGGAAGAGGUCCCAGCUGUGGAGGAUGACGGGGACGGGAAUGCUCUGCCAUGAAGGAUCUUCUCCUCCUCACAACCCCAACAAGCCGUCCAGCGGACGCUCCCAGGACUCCUCCCUUGUGCUGGACAUCGCCGGCCUGGCUGCCGUGACCGAUAAUCGGUUUGAGCCGCUGAUGCUGAGGAGACCGGACCGCAGGAGGAGUACCACCCAGACCUGGUGCUUCCGGGAUGGAAAGCUUAGCUGCAGUUUAUCCGGAUUGGUUGUCCAGGGGCGGAGUGGGGUGUCCGGGUUGUAUGACGGGGCGGAGGUGGUCCUCGGACCGGACGCCUCUCUAGAAUUGGUCUCUCCGGCCCCCAGAGAGCAGCAAUUUAUAAACCAGAAGAUGAGGCCGGGGUCCGGCGUUCUGUCCGUCAGAGUCAUUCCAGACGGGCCCACCAGAGUCCUACAGAUCUCGGACUUCAGUCAGCGCAGAAACGAUCGUCUGUCCACUGAGAUGGAGGAGGGGCCAAGUCUGGAGAUGAGGAGAUUGAAGAGUCCGGAUGAGGAUCAGGAAUUAGAGGUGACGGUGACAUUACAGGAAGGGAUCGGCAUUUCACUCAUCAAUAAAUCCCCCGAGGAGUUGGUGUUCAUCAGCCUCAUGGAGAUCGACGUCCAUUUCACCCGACUGACAGCCAAUCAGGUGCUGGAGAUCAACAUCCAGAACGUUCAGGUGGAUAAUCAGCUGAUCGGCAGCACUCAGCCCGCCAUGCUGUACACCACCCCGAGGACCAUGGACAGCGAGGAGAUGGACUCCGGACCGGCCAUACAGGUCAACGCCAUGAAGGUUCCCAGCAAGAACGCCCUGACUGACCUCUACAAGCACCUCCUGAUCACGGCACAGAAGUUCACCGUUCAGAUCGAGGAAAAGCUCCUCCUGAAGCUGCUCAGCUAUUUCGGCUUCGGCCGGUUGGAAGCGGAGGUGGAAAAGUGGGAUGAAAAUCUUCACGAGAAGACGGGGGAGGAGAACGUCGCUCAGAAAAGAUAUUACUUCGAAAAUCUGAAGAUCUCCGUCCCGCAAAUCAAACUCAGCGUCUUCACCUCCAACAAACUUCCGUCUGAUCUCAAGGCUUUGAAGAGCUCUCUGGGAUUUCCUCUCAUUAAAUUUGAAGACGCCGUGAUCGAUUUGGAUCCAUUCACCAGAGUUCAUCCCUACGAGUCCUGGGACUUUAUCGUCAACGAUGUCCUCAAACAUUUCCAAGAGGAGUUGCUCGGCCAAGCAGCAAGAAUUCUGGGCUCCGUUGACUUUCUUGGCAAUCCGAUGGGCCUGCUGAAUGAUGUGUCUGAAGGAGUAUCCGGUCUUAUAAAGUAUGGAAAUGUUGGCGGCUUAAUCAGGAAUGUCACACAUGGAGUCUCCAACUCUGCCGCAAAGUUUGCUGGAACUCUCUCGGAUGGUCUCGGGAAGACGAUGGACAACAGACACCAGACGGAGCGGGAAUACAUUCGGUAUCACGCAGCCACGAGUGGAGAACAUCUGGUGGCCGGGAUUCAUGGACUUGCUCACGGUAUCAUCGGCGGGCUGACCAGUGUGAUCACCUCCACGGUGGAAGGCGUGAAGAAUGAAGGCGGAGUCAGCGGCUUCAUCUCCGGAUUAGGGAAGGGCCUGGUCGGGACCGUCACCAAACCGGUGGCCGGCGCUCUGGACUUCGCCUCGGAAACGGCUCAGGCGGUGAGAGACACGGCAACGCUCAGCGGGCACAGGAUGCAGGUUCAGAGGGUGAGGAGACCGCGGUGCUGCACCAGUCCUCAGGGACUUCUUCCCAGAUACUCCGAUAUCCAGGCCGAGGGACAAGAACAACUCUUCCGGCUGACGGACAACAUCCAGGAUGAGUUCUUUAUUGCUGUUGAACAUAUAGACAGUUACUGUGUGCUGAUCUCCUCCAAAACGGCGUACUUCCUGAAGUGGGGGGAGUAUGUGGACCGAGAAGCCAUCUUCCUGGAAAUUAAGUACGAUGAUUUGUACCACUGCCUGGUCUCCAAAGAUCACGGGAAGAUCUACGUCCAACUGACCAAGAAGGCCGAAACUACGAGCAGCGGGAUCGCCAUUCCGGGGCCGUCCCACCAAAAACCAAUGGUCCAUGUGAAGUCGGAGAGCCUCGCCGUGAAAAUAUCACAAGAAAUAAAUUAUGCAAAAAGUCUUUAUUAUGAGCAGCAGCUGAUGUUGCGUCAGACGGAGGAGCCGGACGGCCUGGACCUGAACUCCUAAAGCUCAAAACUUCCACCGGAGUCCCGGGGACGGGCAGAGAUCCGGAAUCUGCCUCCAUUGGGAGUCCCGGGGAGUGGGCAGAGAUCUAUAAUCUGCCUCCAUCGGGAGUCCCGGGGAGUGGGCAGAGAUCUGGAAUCUGCCUCCAUUGGGAGUCCCGGGGAUGGGGCAGAGAUCCGGAAUCUGCCUCCAUUGGGAGUCCUGGGGAGUGGGCAGAGAUCCGGAAUCUGCCUCCAUCGGGAGUCCCGGGGACGGGCAGAGAUCCAGAAUCUGCCUCCAUCGGGAGUCCCGGGGACGGGCAGAGAUCCGGAAUCUGCCUCCAUUGGGAGUCCCAGGGACGGGAAGAGAUCCGGAAUCUUCCUCCAUCGGGAGUCCCGGGGACGCACAGAGAUCCGGAAUCUGCCUCCAUCGGGAGUCCCGGGGACGGGCAGAGGUCUGGAAUCUGCCUCCAUCGGGAGUCCCGGGGACGGGAAGAGAUCCGGAAUCUGCCUCCAUCGGGAGUCCCGGGGAGUGGGCAGAGAUCCUGAAUCUGCCUUCAUUGGGAGUCCCGGGGACGGGUAGAGAUCCGGAAGAUUCUGUCCUCGUAGGUUUACAUCUCUCAUAUAUCUGCGCAUUUCCCGCGGUCUUGUGACGUGAGACGUGAGGCGCGCCGCUGCCUUUCCAUGGGGGAAUUUAUAUGACGGGUCGCUGAUAUUUAAUACGAUGUAUAAUUAUAAAUAUCUACAUAUAAAGUUGUAUCCAUUUUGAAGAAAGACCUUUAUUUUGCUAUCUUUGUACAAAAUGUAUAUCUGUGGUCCUUGUAAAUACAGCGGAGGAUGGGAA